Neocloeon triangulifer is the source of this 2390-nucleotide messenger RNA. It is a transcript of the gene ApepP, whose product is annotated as xaa-Pro aminopeptidase 1. The transcript is spliced from 12 exons. The record is from RefSeq and is a predicted model, not a curated record. Gene Ontology annotation, molecular function: metalloaminopeptidase activity. The coding region runs from base 194 to 2023 and encodes 609 amino acids. NCBI's taxonomy places the organism in Eukaryota, Metazoa, Arthropoda, Insecta, Ephemeroptera, Baetidae.
UCUUUUCACUUUGAUUUUGACAGACAGCUUUUUCGCGAUACAAUAUUUGCAUCUUAUCACAGAUUGAGUCGUGAGAAGAGGACAUACCUCUGUCUGGUGCAUCGCAAAACGACGAAGGAUUUCUGCCCUUUCUCGUCCGUCCGAUCGCAACCACGUGACGAAUCCAGCCUUUUUUUAUCAAGAUUUAUUCGAAAUGGCCAGAAACCAGGUGCUCAAGGAGUUGCGGCAGAUCAUGAAGGUCAAGGAGUUCGUCGGCCCCGAACCCAUCCACGCCUACAUCAUCCCCUCGGGCGACGCUCACCAAAGCGAGUACCUGGCCGCGUGUGACAAACGAAGGGCAUUCGUGUCGGGGUUCACCGGCUCGGCAGGCACGGCCAUCGUGACCGAGGACCACGCGUGCAUGUGGACUGACGGCCGCUACUUCCUUCAGGCCACCAAGGAGAUGUCGCAGGACUGGACCCUCAUGAAAGAAGGCAUUCCGUCGACACCUUCGCAAGGCACCUGGUUGUCAAAAACCCUGGCCAGAAACUCAAGGGUAGGUUUCGACCCUUAUCUCAUGUCCCAGUGCGAGUUCCGGCCGCUCAAGACGUUGCUCGAGUCGUCUGGAAUUGACCUUGUGGCCGUUGACAAAAACCUGGUGGACAUUGUGUGGGACAAGGAGAAGCCACAGAGGCCCAGGGGUCCGGCCAUGCCCCUCGAACUCAAAUACACAGGGGUAACGAGUGCGUCCAAGGUGUGUGACCUGAGGGAGCAGAUGCUGGAGAAGAACGCAGUCCUCUUUGUCCUGACAGCCCUUGAUGAAAUUGCUUGGCUGCUGAAUUUGCGCGGGUCGGACAUUUCGUACAACCCCGUCUUCUUCUCGUACGCGUCUGUCAGUCAGAAGGGCGUGACCCUGUUCAUCGACGAGAGCAAAGUCACAGCUGCCGUCCAUGAGCACUUCGAGGCUGAAGGUCUUCAGGUGGGCGUGGCCACGUAUGACUCAAUCCGGAGCCACAUCGAGGCCACGCUCAACGAGCUGGGUCCGUUAGACAAGAUUUGGAUUUCGGAGAACUCGAGCGUGGCGCUGACGAGUCUGGUGCCGGAUCAGAGUCUGUUGACCGAGGUGAGUCCUGUGGCCAUCGCCAAGACCAUCAAGAACCCGACCGAGGUCAACGGCAUGAUCAACGCGCACAUAAAGGACGCGGCCGCCCUGUGCAGGUACUUUGCCUGGCUCGAGAAGGAGGUCGCCCUGGGCAACGCGGUCACCGAGAUUUCCGGCGCCACCAAACUCGAGCAGUUCAGAUCGGAGCUGCCCGACUUUGUGGGUCUGAGUUUCGAGACAAUUUCCUCAGUAGGCCCAAACGCCGCCAUCAUCCACUACUCACCAGAUCCGUCCACUGACCGUCCCAUCACGGACAAACACGUCUACCUGUGCGACUCUGGCGCCCAAUUCAAGGACGGCACGACAGACGUGACUCGCACAAUCCACUUGGGGACCCCGACUGACUUUGAAAGAGAGGCCUUCACCAGGGUGUUCAAGGGCGCCUACGCAAUACGCAGCUGCAUCUUCCCCUCCAAAAUUAAGGGCAACUAUCUGGACACCCUGGCGAGGAAGCCGCUGUGGGACAUCGGACUGGACUACCUGCAUGGAACCAGUCACGGAAUCGGGUCGUACCUGAACGUCCACGAAGGUCCCAUCGGCAUCACCUUCAAGAACAGGCCCAACGACCCUGGCAUGCAGGCCAACAUGUUCCUAUCCAAUGAGCCCGGUUACUACGAGGACGGCAGUUUCGGGAUCCGCAUCGAAAACAUUGUGCGGACCGUUCCGGCCAAAGUGCGCUUCAACUUCAAGGACAGGGGCUUCCUCACCUUCGAGGACGUCACCGUGGUGCCUCUGCAGACCAAAAUGUUCCUCAAGUCGCUGCUCACGCCUGAAGAGGUCUCUUAUGUGAACGAGUACCACGCCAAGUGCCUGGAGCUGGUGGGCCCGUUGCUCAAGGGCGACGCCCUCCAGUGGCUGCAGAGGGAGACGCAGCCAAUUUGAAAUCAAAAAGUGAUGCUUAUUUUAUUAAUAAAUCUCUAUUUAAUUGCUCUAAAUAUAGCUUGUUGGAUACAAAAGUGUUUGACUUAUUCAAAGUAAAUUAAUUCAGUGUCGUAUUAAAAUGGUAAAGGACUUCUUCUCUCUCACUACUCCUGGCUUGACACCAGCGAGUUUCCUGAUCACAUUGCGUCCAAGUCGAGUUAAGGCAGCGUUUUGAGGUAGACUUUAGUUGCUUCAUUUGCGCUCCUGCAGCCUUCGUAGGAUCGCCCUGCUCUGGGCGGCGCUGCUUUGCGCGUUCACCAGAAACUUGUGUGAAGUGUUCGCCGGCAUCGUCAAGAGCGGCUGGAACGAAAUUUAGUAGUAAGUGAAA